Labeo rohita (rohu) is the source of this 5534-nucleotide messenger RNA. It is a transcript of the gene tcf3a, whose product is annotated as transcription factor 3a. The record is from RefSeq and is a predicted model, not a curated record. Gene Ontology annotation, biological process: regulation of transcription by RNA polymerase II. Gene Ontology annotation, molecular function: RNA polymerase II cis-regulatory region sequence-specific DNA binding; DNA-binding transcription factor activity, RNA polymerase II-specific; protein dimerization activity. The transcript has 20 exons. Lineage: Eukaryota; Metazoa; Chordata; Actinopteri; Cypriniformes; Cyprinidae. Bases 605 to 2371 code for a protein of 588 amino acids. Gene Ontology annotation, cellular component: transcription regulator complex.
GCGUCGUCUCAUUCCGCGCGUUAGUCUAGUACGGCGCAAUUUACCGCAAAAUCCUGCUCUUGUCACGAUAAAGUUAGAUAUACUGUUGUCCGCAUUAUUUCGCAGGUUAUUUGUGUUUCGUAUACGGUAAGCGUCAAAGUAAUCGCGUAAUAAACGCGGUCCUAGUUUUCUGGGCGUUUGAAAUCGGACACCGCUGUAACGUCUCCCCUCAGCGCGGAGGGAUACACUGUUGGGGCUGACAAUGUGGACGGUGCUAAAAUGUCUCCUCGGAAGAUGAGAUGUUACAUUUGUAGCGCUCAAAAGAAUUAGAAUAGAACUUUGGCCGGAGUUACAUUUGAGCGCAGUUACAUUGUAACAACUCUCGACGCGGAUUGUUCGUGUUUCCCGGGAAAUAGGACGCGUUUUGCACCGUGAUUUAGCGGGACCUGAGACGCGGAGGGGGGAAAUUUUGUCCCCCAACUUUUCUGUUUUUCCUCUCGGGCUGAAGCGCGUUUCUCUCCCGCUGGAUGCCGCGCGUGUGACGCGAGAAACGGAUCAUAAACCUGUUUGAGCUGAGAGAGAGACGUCGAGCCAGAAAAGCAGAUCAAGAGCACUCAGGAUCAGAAUGGCAACGGUGGGGACCGACAUGGAGCUGAACGACUUGUUGGAUUUCAGUGCUAUGUUUCCUCAUCCGGUGUCAAACGGGAAGAACCGAGGCGCUACUUUACCCAGCAGUCAGUUUGGUUUAGAUGAAAGAAGCGGCUCCGGCUCUUGGGCUCCAGGAGAAGCGAACAGUCCCUCAUUUGGUGCACGGCUGUAUGGAGACGGUCCUCACUACGCUGAACAUGAUGGCAUGUACAACUUAGAUAUUGACGGGAAAUCUGAAAGAGGAUACCCCGUUGCACAGCAGCAGCUCUUGCCCGCUGAUAUUAACGACGGCCUUUCCCCUCCGGGAAUGAAAGUCCCUUCUCAGUUCUACAGUCCUCACCGCCGGAGGGUCGCUGACUCCAGCAUAGAUCCACUGCCCAAGAAGAUCCGGAAGGUUCCUUCUGGCCUGCCGUCGUCCGUGUCUUCGGCUUAUCCCGGUUCCACCGGUGAGGACUAUAACCAGGACGGCACCGGAUACCCCGGAUCCAAAGCUGGAAACCUUUAUCCAGGCUCCUUUUGGUCGGAUGGGAUUCCGGAUCAUUGGGGACAGUCUGGUUAUUCUCCUGUCAUGAGUAACUCUCCUCACAUCGGUCAGCCGGCCCCGUUCCCCUCCAUAAACACACAGAAGCGGCAGCCUUUGCCCCUGUCACCACAGAACUACCCUCUGCACGGGAGCGAGGUCAGCUUACCCGCCAGCUUCCACCCGGCCUCCGCUGGAUACGGCGUUCCCAACCACACGCCGCCCAUCAGCAGCACCGAUGGCAUUAUGGUCAGCAGAGCUGGAAACGCAGGCAGCUCCGGCGCUGAAAUCGGGAAAGCUCUUGCUUCGAUAUAUCCCUCUGACAAUAAUGGCAACAGCUUCUCCUCGAGCCCGUCCACCCCUGUGGGUUCUCCUUCAAAUGUUGCUGCUUCUGCAUCUCAGUGGCCCAAAGGCUCCUCUCAGGCCGGGCCGUCGCCUGGUUUUGAGCCCGGACUACAGGCGGGGAAUAAGCUGGAUGAUCGUCUGGGUGAAGCUCUGCAUGUGUUGAGGAAUCAUGCGGUGGGCGCAGACAUGCACAGUUUGCUGAGCGGACAUCCAGCUGGUGCAGCGGCUCUGGGCUCCCUCAGUCAGGCCUUCGGGCUCGCCAGCCGUCUGCCAGGCCUGAUGUCAAAUCACAGUGAUGAUGCCGCAGGUUUACCACAGGCCAGUGCUCUGCUGCAGGGACACCACGCCCCUCAUCAGGCCCCGCCCACUUCACAGUCCGACACCUUUACCAGUCUUUCUCUGCCACGUUCCUCUCACGUCUCCAACUCAGACAUAAAGCGGGAAGAUAAAGAAGAUGAUGAGAACCUCUCUAUUGCAGAUAAAUCUGACGAUGAGAAGAAAGACGGGAAAAGCCGCACACGAUCGAGUCAAGAUGAUGAAGUCGAUGACGAGGACUUGCCGAUUGAGGUGAAGGCGGAGCGGGAGAAAGAGCGGCGUGUGGCCAAUAACGCCCGCGAGCGUUUGCGCGUACGCGACAUCAACGAGGCCUUCAAAGAGCUGGGCCGCAUGUGCCAGCUGCACCUGAGCAAUGAGAAACCUCAGACCAAACUGCUCAUCCUGCACCAGGCCGUAAACGUUAUUCUCAACCUGGAGCAGCAAGUGCGAGAGCGCAAUCUGAACCCGAAGGCGGCGUGUCUGAAGAGGAGAGAGGAGGAGAAGGUCACAGGAGACCCGCAGAUGUUGUCCGGUCUGGGUGGAGACGGACACGGCCAUAUGUAACGCUCAGAUCCUGACGUAAGGAAGCUCUCCGUCGACGUGGCCUUAUCUUCCCGUUCUUGUUCCAGAGUCCACACACAUACACACAUUCGUGAUUUAUAUAUUAUAAACAGAUGUGUUGAAGACUCUCAUACACACCGUAACUUCCCGAGCCGCUCGUACGGCUCCGAACACAGUAUGUCCUCACCAACACGCGCAAUCAUGGACCAUUGGUGGAAAUCACCUGUGAGAAACAGCGUCUGCGGGCCCGGACCGUCCUGCUGUUUGAUGGUGUGAUGUUGGAUUUACAGUGUGCUGUUAUAUAGCACACACACACACACACACACACACACACACACACACACACACACCGAGCCCACGAGCCUUUGUAUUCAGCGCAAGGUCAAGCUCCGCUACGGGAACAGAUUCCUUUUUUUGUAGUUCAUGUAUUCGAGUUUGACUUUCUUUUGUACCGUUUUGUGUUUAUGAUGUAGAAAGAAAUAUUCAGUUUUGAUACGCAAUGUUUAUGGUUCUGGUUGGGGAUCGCCACUAAUGAGCAAAUCCCACAAAACCGCCCAUAUUUCACCUCUAAAAACAAUUAUUUUUAGAAGGAAAAUUAAGCCUGUUUUAUGGAACAUUAAGAUUUUGCUUAAUGUUAAGUAAGGUUAAAAAAAAUACAAUUUUAAUUAUACAUAAUUGAAUGUUUACUUUAUGUCCUUUAUGCUGAUUUAAAUUUAAAUCAUUGAAUUAAAUUUUUUUUUAUUGUAUAACAAAGAUAUAUGAAUACAAAAAUAAAAACAUAAGUCAUAAUGAUCCUAAAAAUAGGCUUUAUUUUCUUAUGGUAAAAUGUUGCUAUUUUAUUUUAUUUUGACUUAUUUUAUUUUAUUUUAUUUUAUUUUAUUUUAUUUUAUUUUAUUUUAUUUUUGAGGGGGGUGAAAUAUCUGAAUGUUUUUUUUUUUUGUUUUUUUUUUUUUUUUUUUUUUUUUUUCACUCUAAUAUCGGUCAUCAUCCAAUAGAAUUAGAAAGAAUUUUAAGGAAAAUGAAGCCUGUUUUAAAGAACAUUAGGAUUUUUCAUUCUGACACUUAUGACCAACCCAUCAUUUAAAAUUUUAUUAUAAUGCAAAAAAAUAAAAAAUAAAAUAAUGUAAAUUAUUCAUCAGUAAGUGUUUAUUUUCUGUGUCCUUUAUGCUGAUUUAUAUUUAAAUCAUUGUAUUAGAGUAUUUCUACUGUGUUACAUUUAAAAAAAAUAUAAAAGGAUCUAAAAAUUGCAAAAAAUAAAUGCUUAAAAAUAAAACACUUGGACACAUUAAGUUAAGGAAAAAUAAUGCAAAAGUCAUAAUGAUCUUAAAAAUAGGCUUUUUUUUCUUAACAUAAAAUAUAGUUUUUAUUUUAUUUAUUUUUUUUUUUUAAAGGACAAAGAAGCCUGUUUUACAAAACAUUAGGAUUUUUCAUUCUGACAUUUAUGACAACCCAUAAUCUAAAAUUUAAUUAAUGCAAAAAAAAAAAAUAUAUAUAUAUAUAUAAAAUAAUGUAAAUUAUUUUCUGAUGGCAAAAUAUGUUUUUCAUUUAUUUUAUUUUAUUUUAUUUUAUUUUGUAAUUUUAUUUUGAGGGGGGUGAAAUAUCUGAACUUGUUUUUAUUUUUCACUUCAGUAUUUGCCAUCAUCCAAAAGAAACUGAAAAAAUAUUUUUUAAGAAAAAUUAAGCCUGUUUUACAGAACAUUAGGAUUUUUCGUUCUGACAUUCUGACCAACACAUUUGCUUCAAAAUUGAAUUAUUAUAAUGCAAAAAAAAUUGAAUGUAAAAUAUUCAUCAGUAAGUGUUUUUUGUGUCCUUUAUUCUGAUUUAAUUUAAAUUGUAUUACAGUGUUUUUACUGUAUUACACUUAAUGUAUAAGAAUUACAAAAAACAAAACUAAUGCAAAAGUCAUAAUGAUCCUAAAAGUAGGCUUUAUUUAUUCAUUUUAGUUUUUUUGGUUAAUUUAUUUACUUGUUUUUUUUGAGGUGAAAUAUGUGUUUUUGUGGGAUUCACUCUAUAAUAUCUGCCAUCAUUCACCAAAGUACCAGAGCUUGUGUUUUUCAUUGUGGAUUUCUUAAGUAUUGGAAAAGGCUGGAUAAUAUUUCUCUCUUUUUUUGUGUCUCUUUUACGAGUAACUCAUUGUCUAUCGCCGUAAACCGAACCACGCGUAUGAGAAAACCGCUCGGAAACGUCUCUUUAUGCACACGUUUGACUGAGUCUGAGCAUUUCAGCCAUGUAUUACCACGUUUCUGAGUCCGUCUAUCAAUUUGCUUUGGAUGUGACGUCAAUUUGGUUUCUUUAGAACAGAUUUCUGUUCUACAAUACAACAUCUGACUAGUAUGUAGUUAACAGAUAAUGGGAUUUAUUAGCGAUUCAUUGCUGAAGUUGUGCAUUUGAUCAACUCAACGAAUUUGCUGCCACUUCUUGUCAAUAUUUCUACACAAAGUAGAGAAAAAUAGAUGGCGUGGGUCUUCACGAGACGACCCGGAGUUGUUGUUUUUUACUUCUUUUAUAAAGUUGUGUUAAUUGUUUGUGUUUACUUGUUUUUGUUAUUAUCUAUGUUGAUUUUAAAUGUUAGAUAAAUGGCAAAACUAGUGCUGAAGUACGCCAGGAACAAAUUGUGUUUCAUAUUUCUGUUGCAAUUUUUUAUUACGGGAGAGCUCGGAAAAAAUUUGUCGUUUAGAAAUGCCAAUUUUGCAUCGAACACACAGAAAUGUUGGUGAAUAAUCACUGUGCCCAAAUUUUGCAAAACCCACAUUAGUGGUUUGUCGUAGAUGUUUUCGAUCCAAAUUGAAAGGAAACACAGUACUGAGUUUAUCUCUAGAGAUCGUUUUCUUUUCUUCGUUAGUACUAACAUCGUCUUUUACAGCUAAAAGAUGAUUAUAUGAAUUAUUCUUGUUUAUGUAUUGCAAAAAUGUAAACUCUUAAAGGAGAGAGAGAGUGGCCUUCCUCAUUCUCCGGCGGCGGGGAGUGAUUCUGUACUAGUGCCUGCAUCGUUUUGUUCAGUUUUAUCCUGGAGUCAGUCAGGUUUUUAUUCAGACGUCACGUCUUGUGGCUUCGACUUGAGAAUAUUUUAUAAAUUCACAUGAAGAGCGACGUGAGAAUUCCAGAUGUAUGUUAAGUGAAUUCUUGCUCCUCUGAGCAAAUAAAGUACUUUCUUUGUAAACAUGGA